This is a messenger RNA of Funneliformis geosporum, 2285 nucleotides long. The record is from the annotation of a GenBank genome assembly. NCBI's taxonomy places the organism in Eukaryota, Fungi, Glomeromycota, Glomeromycetes, Glomerales, Glomeraceae.
AAAAUUUGAAAGAACAAGUAAAAAAAUAUGGCAUGAGGAACUCUAACACGAUGGCAAUUGCUCCUACUGCUACUAUUUCUAAUGUUGUCGGAUGUUACCCUUGUAUCGAACCCCUCUAUGAUAACCUUUACACCGAAAGUAAUAUGAUGGGAGAGUUUGUGAUAUAUCAAGGAGGUAGCAUCCAAAACAUUCCUAAUCUUCCCCAAUCCUUAAAAGAUAAAUAUAGAGGAGCAUUUGAAUUAGAUCCUUUAUGGAUGAUUAAAAUCACUGCUGAACGAAGUAAAUGGAUUGACCAAAAAUCGGGUUUAAAGACCACUUAUUACUUGAGAACGUUAGGUGCUAGUCAAGUUGAAAAAUCUACUUUGGAUGCUAGUAAAUUCGGUUAUACUCAAAAACGAGAUAGUGAACAAAAUAGAAUAAUUAACAGCAUUAAGGAUGAUGACUUUUUUAAGCAAGCUCUUACCCAUGCUUCUUACUGUAAUGAAAAUAAUUUGGGUUUCUCUUACGAAAGGCUAGAAUUCUUAGGCGAUGAAAUUUUAAACUUUUAUACUUCUCUUUUCAUUUAUCAUAGUUUUCCUGAUUUUGCCGAAGGAAAGAUGAGCAAGUUGAAACAAUUAAUGGUGCAAGAGAGCACAUUGGCUUAUUUAAGCCGAGAAAUUGGGCUGAAUAGGAUGAAUGAAGAAGGAAAACUAGAAUAUUUAAAAUUAGGGGAAGGAGAAAUGAAAAAUCAAGGAGCUAAUAAAAGUAGUAUUUUGGCUGACAUAUUUGAAUCUUUUGUAGCGGCUUUAUAUUUAAAAAGAGGCGACUAUAAAAGUUAUCUUCAAGAAUAUUGCCAGCAGCACAAAAAUAGAAUUAGAUACCAAACCAAAGGAAUAAAAAGAGGAAAGGAUAAUCGAUUAAUAUUUAUUAGAGAAGUUAAAGCAUGUGGCAGCGAGGAAGAUUUGAUAGAAAAAAUUAUUAAUGGUCAGAGUGAAGAAGAGAUAAAAACCAUUGAAGUUAAAAUUAAUGAAGCAUUGGAGAGACAUGGUUGGGAACUAAGUCAUAAUUUACAGGAUAUAUAUCAUAACGAUUUAUUAACAAGUGUAAUAGUUAUAUAUUCUUAUGAGCAUAAAGGAAAAGAUGAUGAAUUAUUAGUAAGGUUAAAAAACGAUUUGAUAAAAUUUGAUGAAGUGGUGCCGGAGAUUUAUCGCGCUUAUGAUGAUAGUGAUUUAUUUGUAAAAACUGCCAUCGACAUGAUGAGGGAUAGUUUAUUAGCAAACAUUGAAGAUUGUGAAGCGAGGAUAGAAAAGAGUCAAGGAGAUUCAGAGCAACAAAAAAAAGAUAAAAAAAGUAGUAGUGUGGUGGUGAACCGUUAUAGUUUCACAUUGAACAAAACGAAGCAUUUUGGUCCAACCUUAACUGUAGAAGCCUUUCGAAAAGAAUUAGAACGGGAAAUUAAUGAGAAAGCCGAUUUAUUAAAAAAAUUAGAAACAGUUAUUGAAAAUGGAGUUAGGAAGGUUGAGAGCCAAAAUGUUUCGCCAUCUACUUCAACGGCCAAUAAUAGCGAUGCCAGUGAUGAUUAUAGUGAGACAAGUUCUAUUUUUGAUGAACAUGAAGAAACUGAUAAUAACUCGGAUAACUCUUCUGAUAAUGAUGAUAAACAAAAACUAGAUAACCAGAAAGAAGAUCCUAAACUUAUUGAAACAUGGAGAGAACAAAAUAUCAGAACUAUUACGAAAUUCUUAAACAAAGAACCAGUAGUUAAAGAAGUGGAUUUAGAAGCCGAAAAUCGUGAUAUUACAAAGAAAAGAAAAAUUAAGCAACAAAAUGCUGCCUUAGAUGCUAUUUUAGAAGAGACAGUGGACGCCAGAAAUUUUGAUAAACAUUUCCAAACCGCUCAAAGAAGUUUAGGAGAGAAAGAAGAGGAAGCGUUAGAACUGGAAGCGAAAAAUAAAGAGUUAGUGGCAGAAUUAGAAGCCAUUUCAGAGAUAAACUAUAAUGAAGAAGAAAAACAAUUUUUAGCAGGACAAAUUACUGACCAGCAAAAAAAAGAAGAAAUCGCCCAGCGAAUUGAAGAAAAAAUUAAUGCUAAAUUGUUAAAAAGGAACAAUAAAGUCGGAUUUGAGAAAAAAGCCAAUCAAAUUAAGCAAGAAAUCAAAAAUGCCGAAAAUAGUUCUAAUUUACAUACCCAGCAAGCUUUUAAACAUGCUAAAAAUAAAGCCGAAGCAUUGUUAAAGGACUUAGAAAAUAUUUCAGAUGAAAAUGAUACUAAUACUGCUAAAAAUAAUAACUUCCCAACUAGUUGA